AUGGCGCAGCAGCGGGAGGUCAUUGACACGGUCUCCAAGGCGUGCGCGUACGGGGACUUUGACGCCCUGCGGCGCUACGUGGAAGCUGACCCCACUUGCGUUAACGCGCCGGACGAGCAGGGCUACAUCCCCCUGCAAUGGGCCGCCCUCAACAACCGGGUCGCCGAGUGCACGUACCUGCUUUCCAACGGCGCCGACAUCAACGCGGCAGACUCCACCGGCCAGACCGCGCUGCACUGGGCGGCGGUGCGCGGCAGCCUGCCUGUGCUGGAGACGCUGCUGCGCAACGGCGCCGACGCGGGGCUGGAGGACGCGAGGGGGUACACCAUAUGCCACGUGGCCGCGCAGUACGGCCAGACCGCGGUGCUGUUCCACUUGGCCAUCAAAUGGGGCGUCGAUGUGGACUCGCCAGACAGCGACGGCCGAACGCCGCUGCACUGGGUGCGUGGCGCGGCGGCUGCCGCCCGGCGGGCCGCGGCCUGGGGGGCGGCCUACAAGGGCUUUGCUGACGCGAUCCGGCUGCUGCUGGUGCUGGACUGCCGCUACAGCCUGCCCGACAAGGAGGGCUGCACGCCGCUGCACUGGGCCGCAAUCAAGGGCAACGGCGAGGCCUGCACCGUGCUCGUGCAGGUGGGGGGCGCUCGGGAGAGGGGGCGGGCUGAGGGGGAGGAGGCGUGA
Molecule: messenger RNA, 678 nt
Organism: Monoraphidium neglectum
Lineage: Eukaryota; Viridiplantae; Chlorophyta; Chlorophyceae; Sphaeropleales; Selenastraceae
Exons: 5
Coding region: 1-678 (225 amino acids)
Biological process (GO): protein palmitoylation
Cellular component (GO): Golgi membrane
Molecular function (GO): protein binding; palmitoyltransferase activity
Source: RefSeq, a predicted model, not a curated record